Kalmanozyma brasiliensis GHG001 is the source of this 1686-nucleotide messenger RNA. Its product is annotated as Zinc finger, ZPR1-type. Gene Ontology annotation, molecular function: zinc ion binding. The transcript has a single exon. The record is from RefSeq and is a predicted model, not a curated record. The coding region runs from base 1 to 1686 and encodes 561 amino acids. Gene Ontology annotation, cellular component: cytoplasm; nucleus. NCBI's taxonomy places the organism in Eukaryota, Fungi, Basidiomycota, Ustilaginomycetes, Ustilaginales.
AUGAAACGAACGACAGAACCAUCCGAAGGACCGCUGCAAAAGAGACCCAACACUGAGCCCACCCUUUCCGCCGACGACGACGUCGAAAUCGCCGACGCUCCCACCAUGUCUUCCACAACACAGCCAACCGCGCAGGACUCCAAGGACUUCUUCAAGCCCAUCGGAGACUAUGUAGCCGACGACGACAAUGCCGUUGCUGCCACCACGAUCGAUGGUGAGGGCACGAUCGCCGAGCGCGAGCAAAAGAUGGUUGAAGAGAUCCCCUCGCUCUGCAUGGACUGCCACAAGGAAGGCAUGACCCGCAUGCUCCUCACCUACAUUCCCUACUUCCGCGAGGUCAUUGUCGUCUCGUUCUCCUGCCCACACUGCGGCAACCGCAACAGCGAGAUCCAGUCCGCCGGUCAGAUUCAGUCCAAGGGGUGCCUCUACACGGUCCACGUCACCAACGUCGCCGACCUCAACCGUCAGGUGGUCAAGUCGGAACACUGCACCAUCAACAUUCCCGAACUGCAGAUCGAGAUCCCACCAAAGAAGGGCCAGCUCACCACCAUCGAGGGCGUCAUCUCGGACACGCUUCGUGACUUGGAACUUGACCAGCCGUUGCGAAAGCACAUGCAGCCUGAGGCGUACGCCAAGAUCGAGGAGGUAUGCAACAAGUUGAGAGACAUUCUCGGCGAGGACAAGCCAGCGGAGGAUGCCGAGGUCCAGGACGAGGAGAUCGGCUCGUCGGGUCUGCGCAGUCUUGGUCCUGUCGGUGCCAGCUCAUCGUCGAUGAGCGCCGAAGAGAAGGCCAACCGCAAAGUGCCACCCUUCUCGAUCCGCCUCGAGGAUCCUUCCGGCAACUCGUUCGUCGAGUUCAUGGGCGAUGUGUACGGGAAAGGCAUGUCGGAUGCCAAGUGGAGCAAGCGCGACUUCCCCCGAACCAAGGAGCAGAACGAGCUGCUCGGACUUGCCCAUACCGACGCUACCGCUGCUGACGACGUCCACACCACCGGCUUCGACAAGAACGAAGGCGAGACGGAAUUCGACAACGAAGAGGUCUACACUUUUGCCGGUGUCUGCUCCUCCUGCAACGCGCCACUCGAGACACGCAUGAAGAAGGUCAACAUCCCUUACUUCAAGGACAUCCUCAUCAUGUCGACCAACUGCGACAACUGCGGCUACAAGGACAACGAAGUCAAGAGCGGCGCGGCCGUCUCUGCGCAGGGUCGCAAGCUGACGCUCAAGGUGGAGGACAAGGAGGAUCUGUCUCGUGACGUGCUCAAGUCCGAGACUGCUGGAUUCGCGAUUCCCGAAAUCGACCUUCAUCUGUCGCCCGGUACCCUCGGUGGUCGAUUUACAACGCUGGAAGGACUGCUGCAGCAGGUGUACGACGAGCUCUCGGAGCGCGUGCUCAUGCGAGGAGACUCUUCCACCCAGGCAUCCAACUUUGAGGGCUUCCUGGGCAAGUUGAAGAGCGUCAUUAGUUGCGAGACGCUGCCGUACACGGUGAUCUUGGAUGACCCGCUGGCCAACUCGUAUAUCCAGAACCCCUAUGCGCCGGAUCCGGACGAGCAGAUCGUCGAGGAGGUCUACGAUAGGACGUAUGAUCAGAACGAGGAUCUCGGGUUGAACGAUAUCAAUGUGGAUAACUACAUGGAAGAGGAGGAUGCGGCGCCUGCCACGACGACGACGACAGAGGCUUGA